GCUGGCGGUAAUUGCGCGACGCAGUUGUCUCUUUGAUUCCAAUCGACCUCUGCCAGCGGCCAGAGUCCAAACGCGACUACAAAACCCUCCUCAGCGCAUUUCUUCCCAAACAGGCCGCCGAACCUUUCUGCAAGCUGAGUGACUCAUCAGAAGCAGGAGGUUGGAGCGGCCACUUGCUUUCUUCACGCGACCAAGUGUGGGGCAGAGCUUGGUGGGUUACCAAAGACGUGAAUAAGUGGGACUUACCCCUCCAUGGCCAUUUCAGCCCUCCUCCAUGCCCCUCCAUGCCGAUCUUCCCAUUGUUCACGGACGAAGGGAACAUUCGAUUUCAUCCUACGUCCGGGGGAAGGCAAUGCCAAAAGGAAUAUGGGAUGUUAUCCCUGGACUGGACUACCUCGCCCUCGCGACUGAUAUUAUCGGAAAUCAGGUCGGCGGGAGCACUUUUUGGCACAUCUACGCAAAUUUGUUGGCCGGUCUGUACUACGGACAGCUGGGUCGGGUGCUGGAAAGCUACUCGCACAUCCUGGCUGCCUCGAUGAAGGUGCAGCAGCUUAUGAGAGGCGAAUUCGGCCGCCUGAUCGAUGGUCACACGAAGGUUGUCCCCCAGAACUCGGCCGCCGACACGCGGUUCUUUUUUCUGUUUUGGUCCUGCAUGCAGUUGGAGAGCGAUAUCAUCGCCGAACUGCAUCUCCCACAGUCGGGAAUUUCGACGUACGAGGAGAAUUUCCCGCUCCCUCCACUCAGCGGCGCCAUGGCAAACGGUAUCGACGAGCGUGUAGCCAAAAGCUACCUCGGCCAACUGUACCUGCGAAAGCAGCUAAAUAAGGCGCACACGCUGCUUUACGGCGACCGCAUCGAACGUUCGCACUACCGCGGCAUGCUCGAUAUGAUCCAGCAGCUGUCAGACAUGAUCGAUCCCAACCUCUGGGUUGCGCCCGUAUUUAAAUUCGAUCCCGAGACCGACCCGCCGGCCACCGAGAUCCUCUCCAUCCUGAACUCCAAGUUCAAGGAGCAGCUCAGUGACAACCCAGAGGAAAUAGACUGGACGGACCCCAUCAACGAGGUUGUUGAUCCCAACGACCCUAUCAUCCUUAAUUAUGCCAAAAAGGGUAUCCGGGCUCUCAUCGAAAGUACCAAGGCCUUCCACGGCCUGAAGGAGCGGCGCUUCAUCAUCACCAAUGUGUUUGGCACUGCUCACGCUCAAUGGGGCAACAUGAUCACUCUCGCUGCCGUCUACCAGGACGAACACCUCCGCGGCUUUAUCAACCCUGUCGAGCUCAGCAUUCUCUUCGAGCGAACCAUCAACUUCCUCAGGACUGUCGCGCACCGGGCGAGCGCCCUGACAAUCGGCCUGGGCCUCCUCAUAGGCCUCAGGGACAAGCUUUGUCUGCCGCCCCCCGUCAUGCCACCCGCCGCAAACACCAGCUUCUCAAGUACGACUAGCAAUCACCCGACAACCCACGAACCGAGAUGA
Gaeumannomyces tritici R3-111a-1 is the source of this 1474-nucleotide messenger RNA. RefSeq lists its product as hypothetical. NCBI's taxonomy places the organism in Eukaryota, Fungi, Ascomycota, Sordariomycetes, Magnaporthales, Magnaporthaceae. The transcript has 5 exons. The record is from RefSeq and is a predicted model, not a curated record. Bases 275 to 1474 code for a protein of 399 amino acids.